Aureococcus anophagefferens is the source of this 1421-nucleotide messenger RNA. RefSeq lists its product as hypothetical. The transcript is spliced from 3 exons. Gene Ontology annotation, cellular component: membrane. The record is from RefSeq and is a predicted model, not a curated record. Bases 155 to 1303 code for a protein of 382 amino acids. NCBI's taxonomy places the organism in Eukaryota, Pelagophyceae, Pelagomonadales, Pelagomonadaceae. Gene Ontology annotation, biological process: protein localization to membrane.
UAUCGGCUACAACGAGGACCAAGUGGUUUCUGUCAACGUGUCUACAAACCCUCAGCGCAAGGUAGACAUCACAGAGGAAUUCGAUGGUACAGAGGUUGCCUUCUCCUACAGUGUUGAAUGGGUGGCACGAUCUGAUCUCCAAUGGGGUGCACGCAUGUCACGCUAUCAUGAUUCUCGGUUUCUCCCUGGAACGUUCGAAAUCCACUGGUUAUCCAUCAUCAAUUCCUUUGUCCUGGUGCUCCUGCUCACUGCAUUUCUUACGAUCAUCAUGAUGCGAGUAUUGAAGAAUGACUUCUCACGAUACAUGGAAGUAGAGGAGGAUGAGAUCGGGGAGGAGGAGACCGGUUGGAAGUUGAUAAAUGGUGAUGUCUUUCGAUUUCCUCCCCUAUGUAGUUGUCUUUCCGCUCUCAUCGGCGCUGGUGCCCACCUAUUCUGCGUAACAUUCCUUCUCCUGAUAUGCGCCAUCACGAAUUGUUUUGUGCCCACCAAACGAGGAGCAAUUCUGACCGCCAUGAUUAUCCUUUAUGCGUGCACAGCUCCUGUUGGUGGUUUCGUCUCUGGCCGUCUAUUCCGUCAGCUUGGUGGAGACGCCUGGCUUGCAAAUGCCCUCUUCGCUGCGCUUGUCUUCCCAGUCCCUCUUGCACUUGUAUUCGUGUGGGUGAACUCUGUUGCACUAGCCCACGGGUCUUCUGCUGCACUCCCCGCGGUUGCCGUGAUUAUUGUUGUCGCCCUAUACGGCUUAGUCGCGUUCCCCUUCACGCUUGGUGGUGCUAUUCUUGGCCGCCAAAUUUCUACAGACUUUCAUGCACCAUGCCGCACAACGCGCUUGCCCCGCGAAAUCCCUCCGGAGAUGCCCUGGUAUCGCCUGCCUCCUGCCCAAAUGUUCAUGGCUGGUUUCUUGCCUUUCAGCGCCAUUUACAUCGAACUUCAUUACAUAUUUGCUUCAUUAUGGGGUCACAAAAUAUACACCUUAUUUGGCAUUCUCUUUCUUGCCUUUGUUAUGCUCGUCAUUGUGACUGCUUUCAUCACGGUGUCGCUUGUGUAUUUCCAGCUCGCUCGUGAAGACUAUCGUUGGUGGUGGCGCUCGCUCCUUUGCGGUGGCUCCACUGGCGCCUUCAUAUAUGCCUAUUCGUUCUUCUAUUUCUUCAAUCGCUCAUCGAUGGAUGGCAUGAUCCAAGGAAGUUUCUACUUCGGCUAUAUGGCGGUUAUUUCCUACGCAUUCUUUCUCAUGCUUGGAUCUGUUGGGUUUCACUCGACGCUCGCAUUCGUUUGCCACAUUUACUCUGUCGUCAAGGCAGAUUGAAAACUAGAUGCGCAGCAAGAGCAUGGGCUACCCAUAGAACUGAAGCAAAGCUGCCAUCGAAUUGCAGAAUUGAUGGUAGUUUCAUGCGCUUGAAUUGGCGACCCGAAACUACCCCGCC